AUGCAAAACAAUUCUACAACCAACUAUGUAUACAAUGGGGUCAAUGGCAGCUAUGAUUUGGACUUUCCACCAUGCACAGAAAAUGUGUGCUCCUUUUUCCCCAUACGAAUACUCAUCCCACUGACCAUAAUCUGUCUUGUCAUAAUGGUGGCUGGGCUCAUUGGAAACACCAUUACUAUCCUUAUAAUCACAAGAUAUAAAGAAAUGAACACAACCACAAACUUCUACUUAUCCAGCAUGGCAGUGUCCGACAUGGUCAUUCUCCUCUGCUUGCCUUUUGACUUGUACCGUCUAUGGAGGUCUAUACCUUGGAUCUUUGGAGGAUUUCUUUGUAAAUUUUUAUGUUUCAUUAGUGAAGCUUGUACAUACGCCACCAUUCUACACAUCACCGCUUUGAGCAUUGAGAGAUAUCUUGCCAUAUGUUUCCCUCUCAAAGCCAAAGUCUGUAUUACCAAGAGAAGGGUGAAGAUGGUCAUCGUUCUUCUAUGGGUUAUUGCUUUGUUGUCUGCUGCUCCUCUUUAUAACCUUAUUGACAAUGUGCAAUUUGUCAACUACACAGAUUUCUCCAAAAUCAGCUGGGAGUGUAAAUAUACCCAGUAUGCCAUAGAAUCUGGACUUCUUAAGGUCAUGAUGUGGGUGACAACUGUCUAUUUUUUCUUUCCUAUGUUAUGUCUCACUGUUCUCUAUGGCUUUAUUGGUAAAAAGUUGUGGAAAAGCAAAAACACUCUGCGAGGUCCUAAUGCAGCAAAUCGAGAAAGAUGCCACAGACAAACAGUGAAAAUUCUGGAAACAUGGUGCCCAAAGUUUGCAAAGUCCUGGACAAAAAGCACCUUAAUAACAGAUAAAAAGUGA
This is a messenger RNA of Hyla sarda, 852 nucleotides long. RefSeq names its product motilin receptor-like. Gene Ontology annotation, cellular component: plasma membrane. The record is from RefSeq and is a predicted model, not a curated record. Gene Ontology annotation, biological process: G protein-coupled receptor signaling pathway. The transcript has 2 exons. Gene Ontology annotation, molecular function: G protein-coupled peptide receptor activity. The coding region runs from base 1 to 852 and encodes 283 amino acids. NCBI's taxonomy places the organism in Eukaryota, Metazoa, Chordata, Amphibia, Anura, Hylidae.